Molecule: messenger RNA, 1852 nt
Organism: Diachasmimorpha longicaudata
Lineage: Eukaryota; Metazoa; Arthropoda; Insecta; Hymenoptera; Braconidae
Product: DEAD-box helicase Dbp80-like
Exons: 3
Coding region: 148-1554 (468 amino acids)
Biological process (GO): poly(A)+ mRNA export from nucleus
Cellular component (GO): nucleus; cytoplasmic stress granule
Molecular function (GO): ATP binding; RNA binding; RNA helicase activity
Source: RefSeq, a predicted model, not a curated record
CUCCCAACACGCCAAUUUCCUGGAAAUCUUAGGCGUUGUCGGGCCGCGACAUCCAUGUGGGAACCCCUGGAUCAUCGAUAUCUUUAUUUACCCAGGAUUUUGACCUAAAUAAUUGCACCUUCAAUAAUCGCCUCGUAGGUUAUCAAAAUGGAGACAACAGGAGUAGACAAUUGGACUAAAGCCCAUGAAGAAUAUGUAUUCGCACCAUACAUACAGCCCUUGUCUCUGGGACACCCCAGCAAAUUCAAUGCUCCCGAUCCCGAAAUCGAUGACACCCCGACAGCAGCAGAAGAAUCCCUCCUCAAGAAACUCCUCCGCAAAACUCUCAUUGAAUCAAAGCAAGAGGUAGAAAUUCAGCGUAAGAAUCCAAACUCACCCCUGUACAGCGUGAAAUCAUUCGAGGAUCUGAAACUCCAGCCGAAACUGCUGAGAGGGGUCUACGACAUGGGCUUCAUGAAGCCCUCAAAGAUCCAGGAAAUGGCCCUACCAACUUUACUCGCGGAUCCACCAGGGAAUAUGAUCGCUCAGUCCCAGUCUGGCACUGGUAAAACAGCUGCUUUCGUGCUGGCCAUGUUAAGCAGAGUCGACACGUCGAAAUCUUAUCCCCAGGUGCUCUGUUUAUCACCUACUUAUGAGUUGGCUAUUCAGACGGGGGAAGAAGCUGCCAAGAUGUCCAAACAUUGUCCCGAGAUCAAGUUAAAAUAUGCUGUGAGGGGAGAAAUGCUGUCAAGAGGUGAGAAGAUCACCGAGCACAUUAUUAUCGGAACCCCUGGCAAAGUCUUGGACUGGUCCCUCAAAUUUCGAUUCUUCGAUCUCACCAAAAUCAACGUUUUUGUGCUUGAUGAGGCAGAUGUGAUGAUUGCCACUCAGGGCUAUCAGAGUCAGUGUAUCAGGAUGCACAAGCUGUUAUCCAAGACCUGUUCAAUAAUGUUCUUCUCCGCGACGUAUGAAAAAGAAGUGAUGGAGUUCGCUGAGAUGAUUGUCGACGAUCCAAUGAUCAUCAGACUGAGGAAGGAGGAGGAGUGUUUGGAUAACGUCAAGCAAUUCCUCGUCCAAUGCCAGACUGAGGAAGCCAAAUACGAUGCUAUCACAACUAUUUAUACUAAUCUCACAGGACAGGCAAUCAUUUUUUGUCGAACGAGGACGACUGCUGGAUGGCUAGCUCGAAAAAUGAUGGAUGAGGGAUUCACUGUUGCCGUUUUAUCUGGAGAUAUGACUGUAGAGGAACGAAUCGGAGUUCUUGAUCUCUUUAAGGAGGGCUGUGUCACAGUUAUGGUGACGACUAAUGUGUUAUCACGAGGCAUUGACGUAGACCAGGUAUCGCUGGUAGUUAAUUAUGAUCUGCCAGUUGAUCGGCAGUGCAAUGCAGACCACGAGACGUACCUCCACAGGAUCGGUAGAACAGGCAGAUUUGGAAAGAAGGGAAUCGCUAUAAAUCUGAUCGACUCCCCCCAGGCAAUGGCCAUCUGCCAGGAAAUGGAACGACACUUUGGGAAGAAGAUCGAGCUCCUCGACAUUGAAUGUCGAGACCUCAAGGCUAAAAUUCGCGAGUGAACCUUCCACAUUACUUCCUUUCAUAGAUGUAAGUUUGCAAAACACAUUUUGCUCUCGUUAUGUGGACUCCCACAAGUGAUAAUUAUUCAUUAAGUCACUUAGCUAUUGAAGCUUUCGUACUCAUGUAUUUCCUACCCAUAUACUCACUUCAGCCUCUAUUUGGGCCGAAGUAUUUAUUCUUAUAUUGAAUACUCAUUCGCUAUAAUCGAAGUAGUUUAUUAGUUUCGAUUUAAUGAUUAAUGAAACUUAAAAAGAUAUGUAACGGCGAAAGUUCCAUAAUAAACGGAAAAAUAAGUCA